AUGGAUCGCAGGAACAUGUUAUGUUCUUCAAUGUUGGUGUUCACCAUGUUGGGUUUUCACUCGUUCUUCGCUUCGUCGCAGGUCGAAGACGACGUAAAAUGUCUGCGUGGCAUCAAGGACACCCUCUCCGACCCUCAGGCUCGGCUCGCCACGUGGCGGUUCGACAACACAACUCCUGGUUUCAUCUGCAACUUCGAGGGGGUGUCUUGCUGGAACCAAAGAGAGAACCGGGUCUUGGGUUUGGACCUCGAACAGUUUAAACUUUCGGGUCGGAUCCCCGAGGCUUUGAAGUACUGUGGAAAGAGCAUUCAAAGGUUGGAUCUAGCUUCAAAUUCUUUCUCCUCCGAGAUCCCAAAUGAAAUCUGCACUUGGAUGCCGUUGUUGGUUUAUGUAAAUUUUUCUAGCAAUCAACUUUCUGGGGCUAUUCCUCACUCGUUAUCGGAUUGUGUGUAUUUGAAUGUGUUGUUGUUGUCAAAUAAUGAGCUUUCGGGGCCAAUUCCCUAUGAGUUUGACCGUUUGCAGAGGCUUAGGAGUUUUUCUGUGGCUAAUAACAGGCUCAGCGGGAGGAUUCCUGCUAUUUUUAGUGGGUUUGAUAGGGAGGGUUUUGAAGGGAAUAAAGGGUUAUAUGGGAGUCCUCUUGAAUCCAUGAACAAGAAGAAAAGUGUUGGUGUUAUCGUUGGUGCUGGUGUGAGUGCUGCUGUUGUAUCUUUGUUACUGUCUUCUGGGUGUUAUUGUUGGUGCGAGAAGAGACAUAGAAAACAGUAA
Sphenostylis stenocarpa is the source of this 765-nucleotide messenger RNA. The record is from the annotation of a GenBank genome assembly. NCBI's taxonomy places the organism in Eukaryota, Viridiplantae, Streptophyta, Magnoliopsida, Fabales, Fabaceae.